Molecule: messenger RNA, 1572 nt
Organism: Dipodomys ordii (Ord's kangaroo rat)
Lineage: Eukaryota; Metazoa; Chordata; Mammalia; Rodentia; Heteromyidae
Gene: Dph5
Product: diphthamide biosynthesis 5
Exons: 8
Coding region: 162-1001 (279 amino acids)
Biological process (GO): protein histidyl modification to diphthamide
Molecular function (GO): diphthine synthase activity
Source: RefSeq, a predicted model, not a curated record
GGCGGCGGCGUGAGCGUCUUUGCGGCCUUAGCUGCUGAUUCUUUUUUUUAAAUGUGGAAACCCAGCAAUCGGGACUCUGUGGGGGUCUGGCGAGCUGGCUACGGUCGUGUCCUCGAGUAACUGGGCCAAGCUGUUCCCAACCUUUCCCCCUGGGGCUGGAAAUGCUUUACCUCGUCGGCUUGGGCCUGGGAGAUGCCAAAGACAUCACCGUCAAGGGUCUGGAAGUUGUGAGACGCUGCAGUCGGGCCUACCUAGAGGCCUACACCUCAGUCCUGACUGUAGGGAAGGAAGCCCUGGAAGAGUUUUAUGGAAGAAAAUUAAUUCUUGCUGAUAGAGAAGAAGUGGAACAAGAAGCAGAUAAUAUUUUAAAGGAUGCUGAUAUCAGUGAUAUUGCGUUCCUUGUAGUUGGAGAUCCGUUUGGAGCUACAACACACAGUGAUCUUAUUCUGAGAGCAACGAAGUUGGGAAUCCCUUAUCGAGUGAUUCACAAUGCUUCCAUCAUGAAUGCUGUAGGUUGCUGUGGUUUACAGCUGUAUAAGUUUGGAGAGACUGUGUCUAUUGUGUUUUGGACAGACACUUGGAGACCAGAAAGCUUCUUUGACAAAGUGAAGAAAAACAGACAGAAUGGCAUGCACACAUUAUGCUUAUUAGACAUCAAAGUAAAGGAGCAGUCUCUGGAAAAUCUAAUCAAGGGAAGGAAGAUUUAUGAACCUCCUCGGUAUAUGAGUGUAAACCAGGCGGCUCAGCAGCUUCUGGAAAUUGUUCAAAAUCAGAGAAUGCGAGGAGAAGAACCAGCAAUCACCGAGGACACACUCUGUGUUGGCUUAGCCAGGGUUGGAGCUGAGAACCAGAAAAUUGCAGCCGGCACUUUACAGCAGAUGUGCACCGUGGACUUGGGGGAGCCCCUGCACUCCCUGAUUAUCACAGGCGGCAGCAUGCAUCCACUGGAGAUGGAGAUGCUAAGUCUGUUCACCAUACAAGAAAACAGCUCAGAAUCCUGAGUAUUGACGGACAUUUCUCUUGUGUCAUGUUUGAUAUGGAUGUUAUAUAUUUGUCUCUAUAACAAAUUAAGCAGACUUUUGGUUUAUCUAAUAUGCACAAGUAACAAAAAAUAAUAAAUUGCCAGGUACUGGUGGCUCACGCCUGUCAUCCUAGCUAUCCAGGAGGCUGAGAUCUGAGGAUCACAGUUCAAAGCCAGCCCAGAUAGUUCAUGUCCAAAUUAACUACCUAAUAUAGAAGCUGGAAGUGGAGCUGUGGCUCUAGUGGUAGAGUGUUAGCCAUGAGCAGGUAAACCCAGAGGCAACACCCAGGCCCUAAGUUCCAGCCCAAAAGUCAGCACCCAUAUGCACAUGCACACACACACAAGAAUAAUAAUAACUUGACUCAGAAAUGUUUGGUUUCCGACAGCAGGGAUCGUCACUUGUAGCUUUCAGGAUCCGUGCACGUUGAGCAGACCAAGCUGGCAAGAUUGUGGUUAGACAUCCAUAGGCAGAAUCAUGUAAAAAAAAAAACAGUUUUUACUUAUGAAGCCAGUUAACUAAAGUGGCCCUUUGAGCCUAGUUUGCAGUGGUU